UGCUGCGCCCUUCCGGCCCCGCCCCGCGGCCCCGCCUGACCCGCGCCCCGCGCCCAUGGCGGCCGAGCGCCUCCCGAGCCGACCCGCCUGCCUGCUCGUGGCCAGCGGCGCCCCCGAAGGUGUCUCCGCGCAGUCCUUCUCGCAGUGCUUCACGCUGGCCGGGGCCACCUUCAACCUGCAGGUGGUCACCCCUGGGGGGAAGGCCAUGGACUUCGUGGACGUGAACGAGAGCAACGCGCGCUGGGUCCAGGACUUCCGCCUCAAGUCCUACGCCAGCCCCGCCCGGCUCGAGUCCAUUGACGGUGCCCGGUACCACGCCCUCCUGGUGCCCAGCUGCCCUGGGGCCCUGGCCGACUUGGCCAGCAGCGGCUCCCUGGCCCGCAUCCUGCAGCACUUCCACGCCGAGAGCAAGCCCAUCUGUGCCAUCGGCCACGGUGUCGCUGCGCUCUGCUGUGCCACCGGCGAGGACGGCUCCUGGGUGUUUCGUGGCUACAGCCUGACGGGGCCCUCCGUGUACGAGCUGGUCCGGGCCCCCGGCUUCGCCCGCCUGCCCCUGGUCGUGGAGGACUUCGUCAAGGACGCGGGCGCCAGCUUCAGCGCCAGCGUCCCCGGCGCGGUGCACGUGGUCCUGGACCGCCACCUGGUCACCGGCCAGAACGCCAGCUCCACGGGCCCCGCGGUGCAGAACCUGCUCUUCCUCUGCGGCGGCAGGAAAUGAGGCCUGGAGCCCUGGAACCUUGACCAGGCCCUGGUGUCCACAGAGGCCCCAGACGCCGGACCGUCGACCUCCCUCCAGCUGGUGGGGCUUGAGACAGCCGGAGGGUGACCUGGGGAAUUGCUGGAGCCCCUGCGCUG
Messenger RNA from Choloepus didactylus (southern two-toed sloth), 855 nucleotides. It is a transcript of the gene GATD1, whose product is annotated as glutamine amidotransferase like class 1 domain containing 1. The record is from RefSeq and is a predicted model, not a curated record. The transcript has 8 exons. Lineage: Eukaryota; Metazoa; Chordata; Mammalia; Pilosa; Megalonychidae. The coding region runs from base 56 to 718 and encodes 220 amino acids.